Messenger RNA from Acanthaster planci (crown-of-thorns starfish), 1363 nucleotides. RefSeq names its product C-type lectin-like. NCBI's taxonomy places the organism in Eukaryota, Metazoa, Echinodermata, Asteroidea, Valvatida, Acanthasteridae. The record is from RefSeq and is a predicted model, not a curated record.
UGCUUGACCCGCCGUCUUCAUUCAUCCGUGACGUCUGAUUCUUGCGCUGCCUUUUUAUUGUGUUCACCUCCCUGCUGAGUUAUCACUUUCAUCUUUGCUGAGGGUGAGAUUAUCGAGCGAUUCACCGCCAUGAUCACCGUGUGCUUGCUGGCAAUCUUCUCGGGCGUAGCGGGCUGCAGCACGUGCUCCCCACCGGCUGGGGCCUGCCCAGCGGGCUGGCUCAAGUGGCGCUGCUCAUGUUAUCUCCUGCGUGACACCUUCGCCUCAUACGACGACUCCCACAAAGCCUGUCAGGAAAGAGGCGCCGAGUUGGCUGCCCCUCAUUCCCUUCGGGAGAACGAGUUCUUCGCGAGCCUUGCGUCCCGCACGCAACCUCAGCAAAUGUGGAUAGGGUGCAACGACAGGGAGGCUGCAUAUGACUGGGUCUGCGAAGGUCAAGAACGGGGAAAGGUAUUCACAAGAUGGGAUUCUGGAUCGCCAGACCAUGUACACGAUUCUCCCACAUCAACAGAUCACUGCACCAUGAUGCUCGCAUUCCGCGGCACUGUCAAUUUCGGGCGGUGGUUCGACGGCCGAUGCAUGUCCAAGUCGAAAUCGCUGUGCGUCAAGCGUAUGAAGGUGCUCAGCCAUCGUCUCUUCAGUUUCGUCGUCUCGAACCCGUCGCCUAGGUGCCUCCUCGAUCGCGUCAUCGACCAGUCUGUCACCAAGAGCUACGCCAGCUGCGCCUCAGCCUGCAUCGCGACCCCCGGAUGCCUCUCCUUCAACAUCAGAGUCACCGAGCAGGGUGGACGCAAACUGUGUCCGCUGAACGGGGGUUACCAACCCGACGACCCGGCCCUCAACAUCCAACCGCUUGGCCCCACUUGCGUGCUGUACGAACCAUACAUUGAGUGAGAUGUCCCGAUAGGAAGACUAGUCUCAAACGGUUGGCUGGAAACGCGGUCAUAAAGGUGGCCACAGACGGAUUGAGUCUGAUGUGAAGUGGAACUGCAGUGAUCGACAUCGUCUUUACGAACAAUUAAAUAGCACCGGUAGCUUAUCUAAUUACCAAUGGUCAGUGAAGCGAACUUUUCAUUUUAGAAUGCGCAUGCUGAACAUUACUUCUUUUCUGGUUUUUAUUUCGAUAUUUCUUAAAUGAUGUGUAUGCCUCCUUUUGACCACUGUUAUAAUUCGCCGUCAUGAUUGGCUGUAAAUCAAUAUGAGAUAGUUAUGAGAUAUGUUAUGAGAGGUGCAUUUAUGAUGAGCGUGAUUACAAUGCGUUGCUAGUUGUCCCCAAAACAUAUUAAAAAACGCGCUUGUCAUUCGAAUGAAUUGUUUUGUAUGAAAAAUUAGCUCUUGAGAUUUAAAGCGCUCUUUUCUGGAU